AUGAAAGGGGGCACGUACACGGCGAAGUGCGGCCCAAUUUCGGCGCACAAUUUACCUGCAGAUGCAACAAACACAAAGAGGCUAUAUUCGCGGAGGACCCAGAGGGCAGCGGGGGGUAGGGAGGAGGGGGCCCGUUCAGGCACCGUGCAGCGGGUCGGAUUACUGCGGCCAUCUGCCGGGCGACGGGGAACAAUCAACCUAACGAGCCGCGCUCGCGACGGGAUUAAAGCC
Iphiclides podalirius (scarce swallowtail) is the source of this 231-nucleotide messenger RNA. NCBI's taxonomy places the organism in Eukaryota, Metazoa, Arthropoda, Insecta, Lepidoptera, Papilionidae. The record is from the annotation of a GenBank genome assembly.